Triplophysa rosa is the source of this 3744-nucleotide messenger RNA. It is a transcript of the gene serinc5, whose product is annotated as serine incorporator 5. The record is from RefSeq and is a predicted model, not a curated record. The coding region runs from base 191 to 1570 and encodes 459 amino acids. NCBI's taxonomy places the organism in Eukaryota, Metazoa, Chordata, Actinopteri, Cypriniformes, Nemacheilidae. The transcript has 12 exons. Gene Ontology annotation, cellular component: membrane.
CAUCUUUCAUGAGAAAGCAUCAUCGCAGACGUCCACGCGCAUUCGUCUGCUCGCGCGCGCACGUCACAGUCUAUUGUGAGCGGCGCUCGUGCGGAAGCGAGGAGGCGCAGAAUCACGGUCGUGAUUUUAAGAAAAACUCACAUUUGAACCGAAUCAGCGUGUGUAAGAGUGGAUUUACCCCCUUGUCAAGAUGUGCACCCGGUGUUGUCUGUCACAGCUGGCCUGCUGUUGUGGCUCGGCCGCCUGCGCGCUCUGCUGCAGCUGCUGUCCCAAGAUCAAACAGUCCACGUCCACCCGCUUCAUGUACGCACUGUUUUUCAUCCUGGUCACUGUCACUUGCGUCAUCAUGAUGUCACCCACUGCGGAGCAGAAAAUGCGAGAACACAUUCCGUUCUACACCACAAUGUGCGAUCAGCUCAAAGCCGGGGAGAACUGCAGCACUCUAGUGGGCUUUUCAGCUGUCUAUAAAGUCUGUUUCGGGAUGGCCUGCUUUUUCUUCUUCUUCUUCGUGUUCACCAUUCGGGUGCGAACCAGCACGGAAUGCCGGGCGGCCGUCCACAACGGAUUCUGGUUCCUGAAAUUUGUGGCGUUGCUGGCCUGCUGUGCUGGAGGAUUCUUUCUCCCAAAUCAAGACAAGUUUCUAGAAGCGUGGCGUUAUGUGGGGGCCGCUGGCGGGUUUAUCUUCAUCCUCAUCCAGCUGAUGCUUCUCGUCCAGUUUGCUCACAGAUGGAAUCAGAACUGGAGCUCAGGGGUCAAGUAUAAUAAAAUCUGGUACGCAGCUCUAGCUCUGGUCACACUGGUGCUGUUCUCCAUAGCGGUGGGAGCCAUGGUCUUCAUGAUCAUUUACUACACGCAUGCCGAGGCCUGCUUCCUCAACAAACUCUUCCUGGGAGUCAACGGCGGCCUGUGCUUCGUCGUCUCCAUGCUGGCCAUCUCGCCCUGCAUCCAGACGUUUCAGCCCACCUCAGGACUUCUGCAGCCUGCGGUCAUCAGCGUCUAUGUCAUGUACCUCACCUUCUCCGCCCUUGCCAGUAAACCCAUUGAGACUGUGCAGGAAGACAGUAGAAAUGUCACUGUGUGCGUCUUUCCCUUCAAAACGAGGACGAGUGACACCAACAUAGUGACGGGUGUCGGCACGGUCAUAAUGUUCGGCUGCAUUCUGUACUCUUGUUUGAGCUCCACCACCAAGAGGAGCUCAGCGGCAUUGCGCGUUUACACCAACGAAGACAUGCCAGAGAAUGAGAGAGCACGCUGCUGCUUCUGUUGCACGGAUGAUGCAGAGGACUAUGACGAUGAGAAGACAGCAGGAGGGCAGAACGUGAUGUAUGACGAGAAAGAAGGAACCGUCUACAGCUACUGCUGCUUCCAUUUCGUCUUCUUCCUCGGCUCGCUCUACAUCAUGAUGACAGUAACCAACUGGUUUCAUUACGACACUGCAAGAAUCGAGCAGCUGUUUAACGGGAGCUGGUCUGUCUUCUGGAUCAAGAUGGCAUCCUGUUGGGUCUGUCUUUUCCUCUACAUUUGGACGCUGAUAGCUCCCAUGCUCUUCCCAAAGCGAUUUCAAGCCUAGACAUCCUUCACACGUAAUCACCAUCACCGCUGUCCAACUACUGUGUGUGUGAGAGAAAGAGUUUUAGUUUUGUACUUUGAUAACGCAAGUUUAUAUUGCAUGAAUUUGUAGCUUUCAAAAGGUCACAGUUUUACAGAGAGCUGUUACAGAAAUCACGUUACAUGUUACGUUAUAUGCUGACGUAGUCUUUCUUUACUCGUUGUAACAUGAAGGUAUUUAAACGAACGCAUCGCUCAGGCGCACGCUUCACCUGUAAGUGUCUUGCUUCUUAUUCUGCGUUCACACCAAACACGAAUUAAGCGAUUUGCACGAGUAAAUUACACCGAAAGUCGACGCAAAGAUGCGAACGCGCGUCCACCGUGUCUUCUGCGGAAGCUGAACAUUUUCCGCGUUUGGUGUGAACACGGCAUUACAUGCUUUUCUUUUGGUAGCUGAAGGAUUCUAUGCAAAUCGACAAACCAUCUGUGAUUGUCAUUCAAGAGUUUUUCCGCCUCUCUGGAAGUAUUUUAAAAUGUUUUACAGUGUGUUUUAUUAUUAGAGCAUUUCAGAAGUACAUUUAACUAAUUGAAAUACGGCAAGGUGCACAAUUAAUGUGCAGGACUAGGCAUACAUGCACAUUUUCAAAAUGAAAUAGUCCAAAGAAACAUUCCUAGCAUCGCAGGAAAGCAGUUUGAAUGAAAAGGUCUUUAUACUGCCGUUAUGUCCGUCAGCGGAAUCCAGUGUAGAUUUAUUGAAUAAAUGUGUGCAUGAGGUCGCGUUACCGUAUUUACACCAUCGUAGCCUCUUGGUAAAACCACACCAGAAUGCAGACAGUAUUUCCAGAUGAAUCGGCAGCAUUCCUACUGUAAAUCAUACUUUACCUUAAAGCCAUAAGCUCAGGAGAGUUAAUGUUACAUGUUUGGAGUGAUCCUUUUUCAGUGAAAUAUGCUAUUUUCGGGAAAGCACGUGAUUAGAACUACCAGUAAAAGUUUGUCUAAUGACUAGAGCCACAACAUGAGCUGAAAAAUCCCAAACUACCCCAGCCUGUCAGCAGACCCACAACGUCAUUGACGAUACAGAAUAACAAGAAAUGUUUUUUUUUUGUUACUAUUUAAAUGGUGCUUUUUAGGCCUUGGGUGUACUUUGUUUUUCUAUAAAAUCGCGGCUUAUACUUUCAAGCAUACCAGUUGGCAAAAAAGAACCUAUUUUUGUCAUCGUUUGUACCUUAAAGCAUUGUUCGUGAACAGUUUUGUACAGCGACUAUUUAAUCUUUCAGUCAGAGGUUUUCAUUGACAUAAAUGCAUGUCUAUAUUUCCUGUAUUAAUUAUUGAUCAAUAUAAGGUCUUUGUUUGUGGUGUUACAUAGAUUCAGGCACUGCCUGUAUUUUAGACGUGACAUAGCAUUCUUGAUGCUCCCCAGUGUAUCGCGAAGUGGCAUUGUGGUCUAUAAAAGACAGAAUCUAGAACUGGAAUUAUUCCUUAUUUUCUGUGUAGCAGUUGUAGCACUAUGAGGGACAGGAUUGCGUUAUUGACCAAACUACAGACAAACCAAAUUCUUGUUUACUUUCAUUCAUUUAGCAGAUGCGCUUUUAUCCAAGGCGACAUUUAACAUUUUGUCUACGGAGCAAAGAAUAAGCAGUCAUCCGUGUGAAUCUGUGUCUCUGAAGUAACUUCUCUCAAACACCUGCUCAUUUUACAGUCGAAAUUGGCCUUGUUUGUAACAAUCGAUUAACAGAACGUAACGGAUUGCCUUAAACACUACAUGCUAUAAAUGUAUAUACUGUUUUAUCAAAACAUUUCUUUGACAUUUUAAGUUGACUUUUUCCUCUAUUUUUACCUGUGAAUACUUUGGUGCUUGUUUUUAUCUAUGUUAAUGUGGGUUUAACUUUUCCUUAUGCUGCUUUUAUUUACAAAUAUAUUCUGACCAUAAAUGCUACAUUGAGUUGAAAUACGUGCUUUAUUGUAUAUAGUCCAUGCUAAGGAUAGUUGAGCUGAUACUGUUACCACUGAUCACGCAUGAAGUCAUCAUUCUUCCAAAAAAUAUGUACGAUUACAAAUUGUUCUUUCCUCAUUUGUGUUGAUUUUUAUAUUCAUUAUGAAUAUAAAUAUAGUCAUAUGAGGUUACGAAUUCAAUGUUCUUUUUAAUGUUUUUAUUGAUAUUGCAGGUUCUUUCAAUAAAAAGACAAAUGGAUAAAA